GCCUGCUACCUCCUCCUCAGUGGGAGCGGCGCGUCUCCUACUCCAUUUUUUGUCAGACGGGUGGAGGAACGCACUCUCGGCAGGGGUUCUGUCAGUCCACACAGCGGAUACUUCAUACCGAGCAACAAAGACUUCGAGAGCAAUUAUUGCAGGCUGUUUUCCUUUGCUUUAAGUUGAGGAAGAGUCUAUCCAGUGUCUCGGUUUGCCUGAUAUGGUAGAUUAUCACGCCUCUAAUAAUCAAUCUUUAUAUUCAGCGGGCGAACAACAGAUAUACAUGGAGCAGGAAAACGACUGGGACCGGGACCUACUGCUGGACCCGGCCUGGGAGAAACAGCAGCGAAAGACUUUCACGGCCUGGUGCAACUCUCAUCUGCGGAAGGCGGGAACGCAGAUCGAAAACAUUGAGGAGGAUUUCAGAGAUGGACUCAAACUCAUGCUGCUCCUAGAGGUCAUCUCAGGGGAGAGGUUACCUAAACCUGAAAGAGGCAAGAUGAGAGUCCACAAGAUCAACAAUGUCAACAAAGCACUGGACUUCAUCGCCAGCAAAGGAGUCAAGCUGGUGUCCAUCGGUGCAGAAGAAAUCGUGGAUGGAAACGCCAAGAUGACUCUGGGAAUGAUUUGGACCAUCAUCCUCCGCUUCGCCAUCCAGGACAUCUCAGUGGAGGAAACCUCCGCUAAAGAAGGACUGUUGCUCUGGUGUCAGAGAAAGACGGCUCCUUACAAGAACGUCAACGUUCAGAACUUCCAUAUCAGCUGGAAGGAUGGUCUCGCCUUCAAUGCUCUGAUCCAUAGACACAGGCCAGAACUCAUCGAUUAUGACAAGCUGAGAAAGGACGACCCAGUGACCAAUCUGAAUAAUGCUUUCGAAGUGGCUGAACGGUACCUUGAUAUCCCCAAGAUGCUGGAUGCAGAGGACAUUGUGAACACAGCACGUCCAGAUGAGAAAGCCAUUAUGACCUAUGUGUCCAGUUUCUACCAUGCCUUUUCUGGAGCCCAGAAGGCUGAGACAGCAGCCAAUCGUAUCUGCAAGGUGUUGGCAGUUAAUCAGGAGAAUGAGCACCUGAUGGAGGACUAUGAAAAACUGGCCAGCGAUCUGCUGGAGUGGAUUCGUCGGACAAUCCCGUGGUUGGAAAACCGCGCUCCAGAGAAAACCAUGACAGAAAUGCAGCAGAAAUUGGAAGAUUUCCGCGAUUACCGUCGUGUUCACAAACCACCCAAAGUUCAGGAGAAGUGUCAGCUAGAGAUCAACUUCAACACACUGCAGACCAAACUCCGUUUGAGCAACCGACCAGCCUUUAUGCCAUCUGAGGGACGCAUGGUGUCGGAUAUUAAUGGUGCAUGGCAUAAACUGGAAGGGGCAGAGAAAGGCUAUGAAGAGUGGCUACUGAAUGAGAUCCGUCGUUUAGAGAGACUUGACCAUCUUGCAGAAAAGUUCCGUCAGAAAGCAGCCAUCCAUGAAAGCUGGACAGAUGGUAAGGAGACGAUGCUAAAACAGAAGGAUUAUGAGACUGCAACUCUGUCUGAGAUCAAAGCUCUCCUUAAGAAGCAUGAGGCGUUCGAAAGUGAUCUUGCUGCCCACCAGGACAGAGUGGAGCAGAUUGCCGCCAUUGCACAGGAGCUCAAUGAGCUGGACUAUUACGACUCCCCGAGUGUUAAUGCACGCUGUCAAAAGAUCUGUGAGCAAUGGGAUGCUCUGGGUUCCCUCACGCAGAAUCGGAGAGAAUCUCUCGAGAGAACGGAGAAACAGCUGGAGUCUAUUGAUGAGCUGUACCUGGAAUACGCCAAGAGAGCAGCACCGUUCAACAACUGGAUGGAGGGAGCCAUGGAGGACCUUCAGGACAUGUUCAUUGUACACAACAUCGAGGAGAUCCAGGGACUGCUAACGGCUCAUGACCAGUUCAAAUCAACUCUUCCAGAGGCAAACAAAGAGCGGGAGUCUAUUCAGGCCAUCCAGGCUGAAGUUCAGAAAAUCGCACAGUACAAUGGCAUCAAACUGGCUGGAAACAAUCCUUACACCACCAUCACCCCUCAGAGCAUUGACAAGAAGUGGGAGAAGGUGCAGCAACUGGUUCCACAGCGUGAUCAGGCUCUUCAGGAAGAACUCGCUCGUCAGCAGUCUAAUGACCAUCUCAGACGCCAGUUUGCCAACCAGGCCAACAUGAUUGGACCAUGGAUCCAAAAUAAGAUGGAGGAGAUUGGGCGGAUAUCAAUUGAGAUGAAUGGAACGCUGGAAGAUCAGCUGACCCACCUCCGUCAGUAUGAGCAGAGCAUCAUUGAAUACAAACCCAACAUUGACCAGCUGGAGGGAGACCAUCAGCUCAUUCAAGAAGCACUUAUAUUUGACAACAAAUACACUGCUUACACUAUGGAGCACCUUCGUGUGGGUUGGGAGCAACUCCUUACUACUAUUGCCCGCACCAUUAAUGAGAUCGAGAACCAGAUUCUGACACGUGAUGCCAAAGGCAUCAGCCAGGAGCAGCUUCACGAGUACCGCACGUCCUUCAAUCACUUCGACAAGAAGCGCACGGGGAUAAUGGACAGCGAUGAUUUCCGAGCACUACUCAUUUCCACUGGAACACCCUGGUACUGCUACCUCCUUUCUCAGUCUACGCAACACAGUUUCUCCUGA
This is a messenger RNA of Carassius auratus (goldfish), 2629 nucleotides long. RefSeq names its product alpha-actinin-4-like. The record is from RefSeq and is a predicted model, not a curated record. Gene Ontology annotation, molecular function: calcium ion binding; protein binding. The transcript is spliced from 19 exons. Lineage: Eukaryota; Metazoa; Chordata; Actinopteri; Cypriniformes; Cyprinidae. The coding region runs from base 212 to 2629 and encodes 805 amino acids.